Molecule: messenger RNA, 1443 nt
Organism: Lecanosticta acicola
Lineage: Eukaryota; Fungi; Ascomycota; Dothideomycetes; Mycosphaerellales; Mycosphaerellaceae
Source: the annotation of a GenBank genome assembly
AUGCUCUACACACGCGCAACAAUCAUCACGGUCAACGCCAACCGAGAUAUCAUCCAAGAUGGUGCGAUCCUCGUCAAAGGAGAUAGAAUCGCGGCCAUUGGAAAGACGAAUGAGCUUUUGAAGCAAUAUCCAGACGAGGUCAUCACAGAACUCGAGGGAAGAAUCAUCAUACCAGGCCUCGUCAAUGCCCAUAUGCACACCGCCCAAACCUUGCUCCGUGGAACCGCCGACGACCUGGAACUUGUCUCGUGGCUUUGUGAGCGCAUUUGGCCAUUGCAGGGCAACUUUACACCCGAAGAUGGUUAUGCCGCUGCUAGGCUUAGUAUCGCUGAGAUGCUGAAGUCCGGUACGACAUGUUUCCUCGAGAGCAUGUUCGCAGACCGCUACGGCUUCGACGGGCUCUGUAAGGCCGUGGAGGAGAGCGGUAUUCGUGGCUGUCUGGGGAAGAUCGUCAUGGAUGUUGGCACGUAUGCCAGCGAUCCAAGAUGGGCGAUGCAUCGAGGCUUGGUUGAAAAUCGCGAGACAAGUCUGCUAGGGGCAGUUGCCAUGCAUGAGAAGUGGAAUGGCAAGGCGGAUGAUAGAAUUCGAGUGUGGUUCGGAGCCCGGACACCUGGAGGGUAAGUAUUGCCAGUCAUAUCCUCUUGUUGUCGACUGAUCACACCACUUGGCAGAGUAUCUGAAGCUCUCUACAAAGAGAUGACUUCAAUCUCGCGCGAGAAGAGCAUCCCCAUUACGAUGCAUUGCGCCGAGGCCCCUGCCGAUCGGAAGUUCUUUGAAGGUCAAGAACAUACAGCCAUGUCGUAUUGCGAUUCAGUGAAUCUGCUUGGUCCUCAGACUGUUCUUGUGCAUAUGGUUCACCUGGACGACUCGGACAUUGCUAAGCUUGCCGAGACUGGAACACAUGUCGUUCACUGCCCGUCGAGCAACACGAAGCUCGCCUCUGGGAUCUGCAGAGUGCCAGACCUGCUAGAAGCCGGCGUCAAUGUCACUCUGGGCACGGAUGGCGCCCCAUGCAAUAACACCUGCGACAUGAUACAGGAGAUGCGUCUGGCUGGUAUCCUCCACAAAGUGACCCGGAUGGACCCGACUUCUGUACCUGCAGAGACAGUCCUCGAGACAGCUACAGUCAAUGGAGCCAAGGCACUCGGACUGGCUGAUAGCAUUGGCAGUAUCGAAAUGGGCAAGAAGGCCGACUUUGUAGUGCUGGACAUGCGUGCCGUACACCUGCAGCCGUGGUUCAAUCCGGUGAGUGCUGUGGUCUACUCAGCCACCGGUCGCGAUGUGGAAAGGGUGAUUGUGGAUGGAAAAGAAGUGGUGAGAUACGGAACGCUCCUGACGAUGGAUGAGAACAGUGUUUGGCAGGAAGCAGAAUGGCGGUCCAAGGAAGUCGUCGCAAGAGCGGGCCUGACGAAGGCUGUUGGCGCAAGAUGGCCCGUUUUGUGA